AUGCCUUCGGAAAUUCUGUUCCCUUCGGAGGAUGCGGCACUCUCCAAUUCCGUGGCGGUGACUGACGGACACAUCAAUCUUACCUACCAAGAAUUGCAUUUGAAGGCCAUACAUAUUGCUGAUCAGCUUUACAAGCUGGGCAUUCAAAGGGAAGAGCCAGUCGGUAUUAUUGUUCAGCAUGGCGUCGCAGACAUUGUCGCUCAGAUAGCAACCGUCUAUGCAGGAGUCAGCUGCACUCCUAUGGAUCCCAAUCUGCCGGAUAUCCAAAUAAAAAGACGUCUUGACAAUUUGCGGACUCGAUUCGUUCUUGUGGAUGAGUCGAACGUCAAGCCGGAGUUGUCCUACACCCAAAUCAAUAUUGAUGAUUGCACGCUCUGGGCGGCCAAAGAUUCAUGGGCGGCCGAGUCCAUCUGGGCUACUGACCCUAAAAUGCCCGUCCUUACAACUUUGGAACAUCGAACGCACCUGAUCCACACAUCGGGGACUACCAGUGAGCCCAAAGCUGUACAGAUCGCUGCUCGAUCGAUAUUGCAAGUUGUCUACCACGCGCCAUUUGAGCCCGUGGGUUCUACAGACAUAGUUGCGCACAUCAACAACACAAGUUUCGAUGUUUCCCUCUUCGACAUAUGGGUACCAUUAAUCCGCGGAGCCCGAAUUGCAGUAUUGAGCAAGGUCACUUUGCUUGACUUACCUGCUAUGUCAGCGGCAAUCGAGAAAAUGGGAAUCACCGUUAUGACAACGACAACAGCACUUUUGAAUCUUGCCGCAAAAACUCACCCUAAUGCUUUUUCAGGUUUGAAAACCUGUUUCAUAGGCGGAGAAGCAGCCAACGUCGCUGCCAUUGAAACAAUCUUCAAGUAUGGACCUCCGCAGCAGCUUAUCAAUGCGUACGGUCCCACCGAGACGUGUAUUUUCUGCCUCGCCCAUCGGAUCACAAAUGACGACCUGCAAAUGGGUAGUGUCAGUAUCGGCAAGCCAAUUGGCAAGACAGUUGCUUAUAUCUGUGAUGAGUCUGGGGAGCCGGUCGUGGAGGGCGAGGAGGGCGAGCUGUGGAUAGGCGGUGCUGGCGUGUCUCCUGGUUAUGUGAAUCAUCCCGAAAAAAAACCGUCCUCCUUUGUCACUUGGAACACAGCCAAAACAAGCCUGCGAUUGUAUCGCACAGGAGACAGGGGCUACCGCAUCGAGCUUGAAGCUGUUGAGAUGGCCAUGUUGCGAACCGGCCAAUUCACUGAAGCCGUCGCAUUGAAAGUAGAGGCCAGCCAGGGUGCUGGCUCGAUAUUGGUUGCUUUCGCUGUGCCCGUGUCGUCAAAAGAGCCUCACCCAGGAAAUGCGGCAAUUGAGUCUUUAAAAACCAUGCUCCCAGAUUACAUGGUGCCUCGAAUCGAGUUGAUUUCUCAAAUGCCCCUCAACAGCCAUGCAAAGAUAGACCGAAAGCUUCUGACUCAACUAUAUCGUGAUCGGUGGAAUCAAGUCCGGAGCAACGGUCUGACUGGCGACACUCAGGAAAAACUGGCGUUGCUGUGGACAGAUAUCCUGGGUCUUCAGUCACUCCCUGGAAAAGAAAAGGCCGAUUUUUUCCACCUUGGGGCCACUUCAUUGCAAGCAUCCCUCCUCAUCAGUCAAAUUCGAAAGCACUUCGACGCCGAUAUCUCACUUCUCACUCUUUAUGAUCAUCCCAGAAUCGGCGAACUGGCAGCGACCAUCGAUAAUUCCCGCGAGCACUCUUUAGGCACAACGCGAAAUGAACAAGCGGUGUGGAUCCAGGAUACAAAGAUCGCCGAUGACCUUGUUUCUCCUUCUGCUCCAGUGAUAGACUGGCGCCGGGACACCGAGGGGCGUGUUUUUUUAAGUGGCGCAACUGGCUUUGUAGGUGCGUUCUUGCUCGCCAAUCUGCUUAGAAUGCGAGAAGUGCAUCAAGUAGGGUGCCUGGUGCGUGCAGAAAGUCCCCAAGUAGGCUUGAACCGUAUUAAGCUGGCCAUGGGAAAGUACGGCCAGUGGGAAGAGCGAUUCUCGGACAAGAUCCUAGUGCUUUGUGGAUCUCUUGAAGAUCUCUAUCUGGGCUUAGGCUAUGAGCGCUUCCAUGAAAUCGCCAGUUGGGCAAGCGUCAUCUUUCACCUUGGGGCAAGAGUCAACUACACACAGCCAUACUCACUCCAUCGCCCUGCCAAUGUGGUUGGGACCAGAAAUAUCGUGCGUCUUGGGACUGCUGGUAAUCAGACCAAGGCAAUACACUAUGUUUCGAGCAUCUCCUGCUUUGGCCCCACAGGCUUCGUGACCGGAACGGAUCAUAUUGCCGAAGAUGAGCCACUAUUGAAGCACAUCGAAGCCCUUACUUUUGACCAUGGCUAUGCACAGUCCCAAUGGGUAGCUGAAACAAUGUUGCGACGGCUUAUUGAUUGCGGGUUCCCAAUUGCCAUUUACCGCCCUGGAUUCAUCACAGGUCACAGUCAAUCUGGGGCUUGCAACCCUGACGACUUCUUCAGCCGUUUAAUCCAUUCUUGCGUCGAGAUGCAGUCCUACCCUCUCCUCCCUAAUCAACGCAAAGAGUUUGUUCCAGUAAACUACGUCAAUGCUGCUAUCCUGCACAUCGCGUCUACUCCUUAUUCUUUGGGUCAUGCUUAUCAUAUAGUGCCCCCCAGCCCAAUCUGUCUCGAUUGA
Penicillium maclennaniae is the source of this 2658-nucleotide messenger RNA. RefSeq names its product non-ribosomal peptide synthetase. Lineage: Eukaryota; Fungi; Ascomycota; Eurotiomycetes; Eurotiales; Aspergillaceae. The coding region runs from base 1 to 2658 and encodes 885 amino acids. The record is from RefSeq and is a predicted model, not a curated record. The transcript has 3 exons.